Molecule: messenger RNA, 1368 nt
Organism: Eruca vesicaria subsp. sativa (arugula)
Lineage: Eukaryota; Viridiplantae; Streptophyta; Magnoliopsida; Brassicales; Brassicaceae
Source: the annotation of a GenBank genome assembly
AAAGACCUUUACUUAAAGUUUAAAAAGAAGCUCUCUUUUUUUUUUCUCUCUCUUUCGACCUCAUUCGUUGAAUCACUCUUCUUCUGGGUUCUUUACUUUUCUUGCCCUAGAUCUUAAAGCAGAGGAUCAAAGUCUACUCUUUUGAGAUCUGGGUUCGGACAAAGCUUUUAUCUUUCUGCAUUCUACUGUUUUGAUUCAGCUCAAAACUAUUUCAGGAAGGUGGGGUUUCAAAUGGGUGAGGCGCAGAAGACUUUUCAAGGGCCACGUCACCACACAUCUCUCAAGAAGCCCUUAUGGCUUGUCUUAACAGUUUCAGUGAUCAGUAUGCUUCUCAUUAGUACUCACAUGUUCCCACGACAAAGCAAAAUCUCCUCGGAGACUCUCAAUGCCUGGCUACCUGUUCAUGUAAGGAAACACAGUGAUGAGGAGGUAGCAGCUAGAGCAGUGGUCAGAGACAUACUUAGAACGCCUCCUUUCAUAACCAAGAACUCCAAAAUCGCUUUCUUGUUCUUGACUCCUGGGACUUUGCCGUUUGAGAAGCUAUGGGAUGAGUUCUUCAAGGGUCAUGAAGGGAAGUUCUCUAUUUACAUCCACCCGUCAAAGGAAAGGCCAGUUCAUAUCAGCCGUCACUUUUCUGAUAGGGAGAUUCAUAGUGAUGAGGUCACUUGGGGAAGGAUCUCAAUGGUUGAUGCUGAGAAGAGGUUACUUGUUAAUGCUCUUGAAGAUCCUGACAAUCAACACUUUGUUCUUCUUUCAGAGAGUUGUAUACCGUUGCAUACUUUUGACUACACCUAUAGAUAUUUGCUGCACUCCAACGUCAGCUUCAUUGAGAGUUUUGUGGAUCCUGGUCAGCAUGGUACUGGUAGACAUAUGGAACACAUGUUACCUGAAAUUGCAAGGGAAGAUUUUAGAAAGGGUGCUCAGUGGUUCACAAUGAAGCGACAACACGCUAUUAUAGUGAUGGCUGAUUGUCUCUACUACACAAAAUUCCGCGAGUAUUGUGGUCCAGGGAUAGAGGCAGACAAGAACUGUAUUGCUGAUGAACAUUACUUGCCAACAUUCUUCAGUAUGCUUGAUCCCACGGGGAUCUCGAACUGGUCAGUGACGUAUGUUGAUUGGUCUGAACGAAGAUGGCAUCCUAAGACUUACGCAGCACAUGAGAUUUCAUUAGAGUUCAUGAAAAAUGUCACCUCCGAGGAAAUGAGUACACACGUCACGAGUGUGGGAGAGCAUGGAGAUGAGCUGCAUUGGCCUUGUACAUGGAACGGGAUUACACGGCCAUGUUAUCUGUUUGCAAGAAAGUUUCAUCCUGAUGCUCUGGACACUUUGGUCAACCUCUUCCCUAACUACACAAGCACAGCUAUAUGA